AUGGCUCUUGAAACUAUCAUCCAUAAGGAGCUUACAGACAGGAACGAUGUGAUAAUCUGCUGGCGGAACUGCCGCAACGAGCUGGAGGGCGUCCGCGCAGCCGCCGCGGCGUGCGAGCGCGCGCUGGCGGUGGAGCGCGCCGCCGCUGCCGAUGCGCGUGCGCAGCGAGACCUCGCCCGGCGCAAGCUGUCGAUCGUGGAGAAGGAGCUGGCGCAGCACGAGGCUUUGUUAUCGGCGGCGGAGGCGGAGGAGGCGGCGCUUCGGCGCGGCGCGGAGGAGCGACGCCGGGAGCUAGAGCGCGCCGCCGCCCAGCUGAGGCUGGAGCGCGAGGCUCGCGCGCAAUGUUCGGCCGAAUGCGCGGCGCUGAGCGCGCGCGUGGCGGCGGCGGCGCAGGAGACGAGCGAGCUGCGCGCGACCGUGGAGCUCACGCGCGCAGAGCUGCAGCGCGUGGCGCGCGCGCUUCAGCACACGCAGGCCCAGCUGGACAUGUGGCCGCGCCCGCUCACAAAGAUGCUGUGCGCGGCUCGAUCGUGGCUGCGGCACCCGCUGUCGCUGCCUGAAGCGCUGCUGUGGGCUCUAGUACCGGCGCGUCACGGCUGCUGAGUGCUGACUACACACCACGUCACAUUCUGCACAACUGUCCUGCCAAUAGUUUUGUUUUGCUUAACUUGCAACUCGCGUCACAUCUGCACAACAGUCUUGGCAAUAGUUUUUUUGUUUUUUCGUAAGUUGGCUUGCGUGAGCCUGCCAGUGUUAAAAUCACUUGCAAAACGCCGAAAAUUUGUCUUCCACAGAUCUUUAUCCCCACUAAGUUCGCGGUAACAGAUUAUCGGCCGAAACUUUACCGAUCACAUAUUGCAAAAUCCAUACACGCCGAAUAACUGAAAUACUUUGACAGUUACUUGUAUUUAAAUGACAACUACUACCCGCGAUAAUUAUUGUUAGUGAUUUGCGUUUCGUUUCACGUAAUUCAAUGUUUUCACCUUUUAUUAUGAAAGUUGUGCUGUGCAGAUGAAUUUUUGGAGUUGCAAAAAUUGAUCAUUUGACACUAGUGGGUCAUCUUUAUUAUUUAUCUCACUCAACAUUAUUUUUUGUCGUAAUAGAAAGAAAGUAAUGUUUGGGGAGUUUCUAUUAGUACUUUUU
This is a messenger RNA of Ostrinia furnacalis (Asian corn borer), 1143 nucleotides long. RefSeq names its product ribonuclease Y-like. The record is from RefSeq and is a predicted model, not a curated record. The transcript has 5 exons. Lineage: Eukaryota; Metazoa; Arthropoda; Insecta; Lepidoptera; Crambidae. The coding region runs from base 1 to 603 and encodes 200 amino acids.